This is a messenger RNA of Scomber scombrus (Atlantic mackerel), 1511 nucleotides long. RefSeq names its product glycolipid transfer protein-like. Gene Ontology annotation, biological process: ceramide transport; intermembrane lipid transfer. Gene Ontology annotation, molecular function: ceramide 1-phosphate binding; ceramide 1-phosphate transfer activity. The transcript has 5 exons. Bases 49 to 678 code for a protein of 209 amino acids. The record is from RefSeq and is a predicted model, not a curated record. NCBI's taxonomy places the organism in Eukaryota, Metazoa, Chordata, Actinopteri, Scombriformes, Scombridae. Gene Ontology annotation, cellular component: cytosol; membrane; cytoplasm.
ACUGCUGCUGCUUGUGUGUUUCAGCGUUUAAUACGACAGGAGGACGACAUGUCUCUUUUACUGGAUAACCAAUUCAAAGAGCUGCCUCCUGACAACUCUAUAGACACGAAGCUGUUCCUCGAGACCGUCUCUCAUCUCCCGUCUUUUUUUGACUGCCUGGGAUCAAAAGUGUUUACAGUCAUCAAAUCAGACAUUAAUGGCAAUAUAAUGAAAAUUAAAGCAGUAUAUCUGAAGGAUCCUGAGAGGUAUGUCACCCUGCAGCACAUUUUGGAGGCAGAGCGUCAAGACAAUGCUGCAGAAUGGCCUAAAAUCGGUGCAACAUUAGCUCUGAUGUGGCUGAAGAGGGGUCUCCGUUUCAUACAGAUCCUGCUGCAGAGUAUGGCAGACGGAGAGAGAGAUGAGAACAACCCCAACCUUAUUCGGGUCAAUGUCACCAAAGCCUACGAACAGGCGCUGAAGAAAUACCACGGCUGGCUUGUUCAAAAGAUUUUCCAAACGGCGUUAUAUGCAGCUCCUUACAGAUCGAACUUCCUCAAGGCUCUGUCGAAAGGAGAGGAAGUGAAAGAUGAGGACUGUCUGUCGAAUGUCAGUCAGUUCCUGGUGAAUUACACAGCUACUGUAGACGCCAUCUACAACAUGUACACAAAUCUGAAUGCAGAGCUGGACUACACGGUUUGAUCACCGCUGGACCGGAGGUGCAGGAGCAUCCUCCACCCGGCAUCCCUCUCAGGUGUUAGUCCAGUAUUUUAAAGGUUUUUCUGAUGAGAUUUUCUUCCUUCCAGUGUGAUAUUUAUUAAUUUGAUUAUGCCUUACUAAAUAUUAAUGCUGUAUAUUCGGUCUUAAAAUGAUGCAGAUGGUUAUUUUUUUUCAUUCUUGUAUAUAAUUUCAAGUAAUUACAGGAUUGUUACAGCAACAGUGCAGCUCUAACUCUUAUACAGGAUUAUAUGACUGUGUGUGGGUUGCUGCUUUAUUUUUUGACACAAAUAACACAAACACUGUAAACACUGUUAUGUGGGUUACAGGUUACAUCGAAAUUGCUGUUAAUGGUUCAGAUUCAGAUGUUCUGAGCCUCCUGAGGCCUGGACUUACCUCUGCUGUUAACCUGGGAGCAGCAGCCUCAUGGGUAAUUUUACAUUUUAACAGCCCAUUUCAGUUGUUUAGUAAUUGCUGGAAUCCACUUAGUGCCUUAGUGUUACUGAAUAAAAAAACACAAUGUUUUCAAAUUAGCAUUUAUAUAUUGGCCUACAAGACAAACGCUAACACAGCCAGAGCUUUUUCCUUCUAUUGAGGGUUUUACCUGUGUGGAGUUUGUGGUUUGUUCUGCAUUUACUUGCUGUGGAGGGUGUGGUCGUUUGUACUGUUCCUAUUGUUUCGUGAUCUGUUAUAUAAAAUAUUUUUUUAUUUUAGGAGACAGCACAUCAUGAUAAUGACUCAUUAAUUAGAUUGACAUUUUCUGUGUAAAUACUUGCUGUUUGAUUCUGGAUAUGAUUAUGAUUAAAAAUUCUUAUCGA